Carassius auratus (goldfish) is the source of this 3215-nucleotide messenger RNA. Its product is annotated as dynein heavy chain 11, axonemal-like. The transcript has 5 exons. The record is from RefSeq and is a predicted model, not a curated record. Bases 1411 to 2016 code for a protein of 201 amino acids. NCBI's taxonomy places the organism in Eukaryota, Metazoa, Chordata, Actinopteri, Cypriniformes, Cyprinidae.
ACUGUAUGUAUACAGUGCACAGUCUGUGGAUGACAGAAUGCCUAAAUGCCUUACUUUGCAGAAACUUAAAUGCACACUGUGCUGGGUAUAUUGUAUCCCACAAUGCAAUGUGUUCAACUUAAUCUUACAAUGAACAUUUAAAGUUUGAUGAAGGUCCCAGAAGUAAUUUUUGAUAAAUGUUUUAUUAAAUUAUCUAUUAAAUGCAAAAUAAUAGUCUUUAUUUCUGAGAUACCGCUGGAAUCACAUUCACUGAAUUAUUUGAUAAAACAUACGGCUGUUUGAAACUUGUCACUGCAUGUAUUCUGUUUAUAACAUAGGCUGUUUACAGUGUAUACUGUAUAGUAUUCGGUGAUAUAUUGGAAUGGAAUAAUAUUAGCUUACUUUAUGCUAAAUAGUUACUACCUUCUACUUUUAGUGAGUGAAUCAGCAGGCAAGAUGCAACAAUACGGUAUGCUUUGUUCUUGUCGCCUGACCUUAUGUUGCAUGUUUCAAAUCCAGGAAAAUAAAAUUAUAUAUUUUUCUGUAAAAUAUAGUUUAUUUUUAUUUCGAAGUCAAAUAAAAUACAGAGUUAAAAUUUGCCUGUAAAUUCAGGUUCAUUUAUCAAUCUGAGAAAUAGAAGAUCAAAUAAUUUACAUUUCAUUAUGGGAAGCAGUAUGGUGCACGGUGUUUCGUUGUAUUGUGCAAAAUUUGGGAAAUCUAACAGAAAGUCAACACAUUGUGCCCUGUAUUCAUACUAUAAGAAUAGUGAGAAUUGGUAAAAUGGAAUGGAGUUAGUAAAAUACCAAAUAUCCCCCAGCCAUUAACCCUGUAAAGGCCUCUAAAUGAAAAACUUUUAUAGUUUUGACUGAUAGUUUAUGCUUAUCGCAAAUUAUUAAAUGGCAUUUUAGUUUAAUUCUAAAGUAGACCUCCUUCAGGUUGUGGUAUGCAUGCCUUUUUACUUUUUUUUGUUUUGUUUUGUUUUUGCUAAUUAUGGCCCACUGAAUAAAAUUGGAGAAAAAAGUUGUUCCACCUCAAGUGUGAGCUCCAUAUUCUUCUGUAUCUUAUAAAAGGUUUUACAAAUAUUUUGUUAAUUAUCUACUGAGUAUGUGUAAUAAUAUGAUUUAUUGCCACCAACUGGCAGGACUAAAACUUCAUUCUUUCUUAAAAACAACAACAACAACAACAACAGGCAUAAACUUUGGCAAGACAUAAUGCUUCAUUUUAUUACAAUAUUCAAAAAGUAAACCAUGGUACUCACAUCUGAAAUGUGUACUCACACUCUCGUCCUAACCUGAUUUUGAUUUAAACAGCAUUAUAUUUUUAUUAAUUAAUGUGACCUAGUAGUUAAAAUCUAUGCUGUUAAGUGAAACUUGCAGGUUCAGAUAUCACUUCCAUUAAAUGUACUUUUGACUCAUUGAUUUUCUAGUGGUGAUGGGGGCAUUGGAUAUAGACCUGCACUUAAGGACCUUACGGUGGGACAUAGCUGCAUCCAAGGAGUGGAGUUUCACCGAUCUGGAGCCUAUGAUCCCAGCUCUGUUUCACACACUCACUCUCAUUUGGACACACUCACACUUCUACUGCUGGCCACCGUGUAUCGUCACACACUACUUGAAAAGGUCUGCAACCUAUGACAAGGAAUUGUUUACCUCAGAUCUGGACUUUCCAAAGCUGGAACGGAUUGAGCGGGGCGGCUCUCAAGGGAAGAUUCUCAGUGAUAUGAUGUACAGCAUGAAUGAUGAGUUCCUGGACUGCUGGAGAAUGCUGAGAGAGAGCAAAUAUGACCCACUCAUCUACAACAACAGCUCCUACAGAUGUUUGGUAAUUUGGAGAGGCCGUGGGUUCUCCAGCUUUUUGAUCCAAACUACUCUCAGCUGCUGGUCAUGUUCCAGGAGGAGGUCAUCCUCUGUCAGCACAUCCUGGACACCCAGAGGGAAAAGUACACCAGUACUCUGUUCCAGAUCACUCAGUGGUAUAAUAAACUACACAGCACAUUUCUGGCAGUUAAAAGCUGCUUUGGGAGAGUCAGGCCAGUGUUAAAGGAACUGUGGUGGUGUUAUGAACACCUUGCUGACUACAUUAAGAGCAUACGUGAUCUGGUACUUGGUGUGUCGGAGCAUCUGCAGAGGAGCAAGGCUAACUUGUAGAAACUGCAGAGGCUGAUGGGAAUUUUCAGCCACUUUGUCUGCAUUACAAAUAGGGCUAGUCGUUUUGGCAAUCUGCUCAACCUAAACGACGUAGAGGAGAACUUCAAGGGACAAUAUACUCUAAUCGGUGACACAGGACAGGAGAUACAUGAGCUGGUGCAGGUGUUGGUUUCAAGGUUUGAUUAAAGGAAUGAGUAAAAGUAGUUUACCUAAAAAUUUAAAUUUGCUGAAAGUUUCCCCUUAACCCAGCCAAGAUGAGUUUGUUUCUUCAUCAGAACAUGUUUGCAGAAAUUUAGCAUUACAUCACUUGAUAUAUCACUUGAUCCUCUGGAGUGAAUGAUGGCCGUCAGAAUAAACUCAAACAGUUGAUAAAAACAUCAUAAAAACCCACAAGUAAUGCACACGACAGUUUUUAAUGAAUUUUAUGCGAGGUGAAAAUCCUACAUGUUAGUAAACAAAUCUACCAUUAAGACUUCAAACUGUAGCUUCUACCUAAAAUAUGAGUCUUCUAUCUAUAAUAGUGGAAAAGUCAUCUCAUCUGAAUCAGGAGAGAAAUAUCAAGCACUGUUUAAAUGCGAAAACAGUUCUAAACAAAUAUGUCGGUGGAUUUUUAUUUCAGAGGACUGGACAAAAGUGGACAGACUUUUUCACUGGAGGAAUUAUAAUGGAUUAUGGAAUGGUAUUUUUGUUAGAAGUGAGAAUUUACAUUUUAUUCAUGAUGGAUUUUUGGAUGGACUGGAGUCAUAUGAAUUACUUGUGUCUAUAUUUACUGUAAAUUUGAUAUAAACAAAUGGUAAAAUCUCUAUUAAUGGACACUUUAUAUUUUUGUCAUGGUAUAUAUCUUUCAUACCAUCCAGCUCUUCUCUAUAAAUAAGCCACUAAAUUAAAUAAUAUGGAUGUACAAAAUCAUAUGAUAGGGACCAUAAAACAUUUAGAUGCACUUUAGCUUCUUAAAUUAGGCAUUACUUCAAGCUAAUUUAAUAUUGUAUUUUCAAUUAAUGUAUUUAUGUUUUGUUUUUCUUCACAAAAAUUGGUUUGAGAUCAAUAACUGGGGCCCUUUCUCCCUGUUCUUGACCCUGUCCUAAAGGAAUG